Arachis duranensis is the source of this 1671-nucleotide messenger RNA. RefSeq lists its product as uncharacterized. The transcript has a single exon. Bases 1 to 1671 code for a protein of 556 amino acids. Lineage: Eukaryota; Viridiplantae; Streptophyta; Magnoliopsida; Fabales; Fabaceae. The record is from RefSeq and is a predicted model, not a curated record.
AUGGCCUCAUCAUCACGAGCUAGGAAGAAUAAAUAUAAGCAACCCAUGCAAGAGCAACCCACAUUUGAUGAAAGAAGGUUCAAAUCUGAAAACCAUGAACACAUCUUUAAUUGGAUGAUGAGCAGAGAUAUUGUUCCGGAGGUGCUUUUCAAGCUAAAAGAUGAAGAAUACCCAGACAUACACAAAGUGAUUAGGAAAAGGGGAUGGGAGCUUCUCUGUGACCAACCCCAAGUUGUAAGUAUGCUUCUCAUCCAUGAGUUUUAUGCCAAUGUCAUAAUGAAAGAUGAUGAGGAAGAACCAUACUUGAGUUAUGUACGAGGGGUGGUAGUCCCCGUUAGCCCAGACACCAUCAAUAGAGUGCUAAAAACCAAACCAAAACGGUUUAAGCAACCUAGCUAUGAGGAGAGGGUCAAAUAUGACCCAAGGUGUGUGGACGUUCUAAGUGAUUUAUGCAAAGUAGGCAUGGACUGGGUGUUGGACUCACACAAACAACCACUCAAACUCAGAAGGGGUGAUCUCAUACCUCAAGCAAAAGGAUGGCAUGACAUAGUGAGAAGAUCAUUAAUCUCCACCUCAAACAACUCAGAGGUGACAUUGAACAGAGCUAUAAUGAUUCACUGUAUAAUGAAAGGAGGGAAGAUAGAUGUGGGAGAAACCAUAGCCAAGAACAUCAUUAACAUAGCCGAAGAUGUUCAAAAAGACAGCUGGCUAGGAUAUCCUAGCACUAUCUUGCGUUUAUGUGAAGAAGCUGGAGUACCACUUAAAGAAUUUGAUUCCACAGACAUAGUCUCCACUGGGAAACCCAUCACCAAGAAAUUAAUGGAGUAUGUCACCACAAUCCAAUUAGAGAGGCAGCCUUUAGCAAGAAGAAAGAGGAGGAAAGAAGCAAGGCAAGAGGAGGAGCAAGAAGAAGGAGAGGAGCAAGGAGAAGGAGAACAACAAGAAGAUAGAGAAGAACCAGCUGCAUUGGGCAUGAACCAACUCCAAGCCGCGUUAGAAGGAAUCUCUGGGCAAUACUCACAAAUUCAAAGAAGCCAAAAUGAGCAAGCUCAACAACAAAGAGAUCUUUGGCAAUUGAUGGAUCGACAAAGAGGAGCCCAAGCUCAAUGGAUGGAUCAGCAGAGGGAAUAUCAAACGCACAUGAUGGAACUACAACAAGAGCAAUAUACCAAGAUGUAUGAAGCCAUCAACAACUCAACUGCUGAAUAUGAAAGAUCCAUGAAUAAAGUAAUAAAGGAGCAGGCUCAGUUGAGGAAAGAGCAAGCUCAACAAAGGGAGCUUUUUCACAAGAUGGAUAAUAGAGAAGAUAUGCUUUACAGGGAAUUCAAUGAAAACAGAAUGUUUAAAGAGGCUAGACACACAGAUAGAAUUGAGUAUGAUAUGUGCACUCAAGAAAAACUCAGCUACAUUUGUGGAACACUCCCAGUGCUCAACCCAAAAAUCCAAACAUUCAAUGAAGCACACAAGGUAUUAGAAGAACAGGAAACCUCAAGGGUGAAGUUCAACAUUGAAAGGCUAAAAGAUAGGAUGGUGAGCUCAGGGAUAUGGAGAAAAGUAGAGGAAGGAUCAACAACAAAACAACAAGGAGAAAUAAGAAGCAAGAGAAGGGAGGACCCAAAAGGCAAAGGAAAGCAAGGAGAAUCUAGCAAAGGAAAGGAACCCAAAGCUUAA